AUGCCUUUUGAUCUUGAGAAAUUUUUAGGUGCACCCAGGGAGCACCUGAAUACACUACAGGAAGCUAAGAAGGACCAGCUUCGCCAAAUAGCUGUAAGGGCAAGAAUAUCUGUAGGUCAUGCUGUGGUGAAAGCUGAACUAUUGGGAAAGAUCUUAGAUUUCCUGAUAAAUAGUGGUAACAUAACUGAAGAAGAGGCUCUUCCCUUAAGGCCUUUAACACUUGAACGAGGUGCUGCUCGUACAGUUACUACAACUGAAGACCCAGAGAUAGUGAAAUUGAAACUCCAACUUGAACUGCAGCAGCGAACAGUAGAAGCUGCAAAUGCCGCAGCAGCAGCUGAACAUAAAAGGCUUGAAGCUGCAAAUGCCGCAGCAGCAGCUGAACAAAAAAAGGUCGAAGCUGCAAAUGCUGCAGCAGCAGCUGAACAAAGGAAGGUAGAAGCUGAGCAAAGAAGACUUGAACUAGAACGAAAAGAAAGAGUUCUGUUGGAAAAGGAACUAUCAGCCAUAAGAAUAGAAGAAAGGUUGGCAGAAAAACAGCUACCUGAUGCUUUUGAUCUUAGUAAAGCACGCAAACUCCUGCCUGUCUUCGAUGAAAAAGAUCCUGAUGUAUUUUUCAUUACUUUUGAAAACACUGCAACGUCUCUCAACUGGCCUAGAGACCAAUAUGUUCUCUUAAUCAGAAACUCCUUCAAAGGAAAAGCUGCAUAUGUGGCAGCACAACUUGUCCAAGAAAGGGAUUAUGAAGUCUUUAAAACUGCUAUAUUGGAUGCUUAUAGUGUUACAGCAGAAGGGUAUAGACAAAUCUUCAGACAAAACUUUAAGAAGAACCAAGCUCACACGUAUCUCGAGUUUUUCACAUUGAAGUUGAAGCAGAAUAAUAAAUGGAUAGAUAAGGAACAAAUAACUACUUUAGAACAAUUAAAGAAUUUAAUAGUUUUAGAGGAAUUCCUGAGGCGUAUUCCAGCUAAUGUGUCAAUGUUUAUUAGAGAAAAACAAGAAAAAGAUGGAAAAAGGGCUGCCCUAUUAGCUGAUGAUUAUCAUCUCAUUCAUAAACUUAAACCACAUUCGUCCUCUCCUUCAUCUGCCCCCCAGGUUUGUACUUUUUGUAAGAAAGAAGGUCAUCAUAUUAAAGACUGUCCUAGUCCCAAAUGCAAAGCAUCUCAUGGUAAGGCUUCUCCUAAUGCUUUUACUCAAGGACCCAAACCAGGGAAUACUGCAAAUAAAACGACACUUCACUGUGCUCAACCUUUAUCAGACUUUACAGCAUUUACAUAUCCUGGUAAAGUAAAUGAUAUCCCAGUGCAAAUUUUGAGAGAUACAGGGUCAUCUCAAACUAUCAUUAGCUCAAAGUUGAAAGAUUUAGCUAAACCAACAGAUCAGUAUGUAACUGUGUCGGAUUUGACUUGUCAAAAGGUUUUACCUAUUGUACAGAUUUCUCUUGAUUGUCCUUAUUUUAAAGGUUCAACUAAUGUCGCCUUGUUGGAUUCUGACCUGCCUUGCAAGAACAUAGACAUGAUACUUGGUAAUGACUUGGUUCAAACUAACAGUACUCCUAGUCUUAUCAUUACUCAGCCUGAAGUAGUGAUCGAAAAAGCUUGCAAAGAGUUUUCUCCUGUGGUAGAGCUUCCCUGCCAAGUAGUCACCAGGUCUACAACCUCAACUUCUAGAGACACUGAACACACAGGUAAGGUGGAUCAAAGUACCUUAGGUGAAAAAGUCCUUGCUGAUCUUGUUGAUAUUCCCUCAGAUGAAUUUGUAGAGUAUCAAAGGUCUGAUGAUAGUUUGAAAGAAUACUUUGAUAAAGUAAAAGAUGAUGUUGAUGAAAGUAAGUUACCAUAUUUCUAUCUUGAUAAUAACAUCCUUAUGAGACGUUAUAGGCCUUUGAAGAUUGCAGGACAAAAUUCCUGGCAUGAUAGUUACCAGCUAGUAGUUCCUUCUAAUCUUCGUGCAGCCUUAUUGGAUCUUGCUCAUUCAGCAGAGUCUCAUCUAGGCAUUUCUAAAACCUAUAAGCGUUUGCUGGACGAUUACUACUGGCCUGGUAUGAAAGCUGAUGUAAAGCACCACAUAGAAUCUUGCCAUCCCUGCCAGGUAACAGGUAAACCAAUUCAGAAAAUACCUCCAGCACCAUUAGUUCCUAUUACUGUACCUAAUUCUCCUUUUGAAAAGGUAAUUGUAGAUUGUGUUGGUCCACUUCCAAAAACUAAAAAACAAAAUGAGUACAUUUUAACUGUGUUGUGCCCAACUACUAGAUUUCCUUUAGCCAUACCUAUAAAAAACAUAUCUGCUAGAACUAUUAUUGUUAAUCUUCUUAAAAUAUUCACCAUUUCUGGUUUUCCAAAAGAGCUUCAGUGUGAUCAGGGGACUAACUUCACUAGUGAUUUGUUUAAGCAAACUUUAAAGCAGUUAAACAUCCCCCAUAUUUUUGCUUCAGCUUAUCACCCUCAGACUAAUGGAGCCCUCGAACGUGUACACCAGACCAUUAAAAGCCUCCUGCGCAAGUACAUUUGUGAAACUGGACGAGACUGGGAUGAAGACCUGGAUCUGCUUAUGUAUGUACUUAGGAGUACACCUAAUGAGUCGACUGGAAUUUCUCCCUUCGAGAUGAUGUUCGGCCGUAGACCUAGGACAAACCUUAGUAUGGUAAAAGAAAACAUCCUAAGAGGUACUUACAAAGACCAGCAAGUAAGUAUUCCACAAUACCUUCAAAGUCUUAAGGUUAAAUUUGACCAUAUUUAUGAAUUUGCCAAUCUGAAUUUAACUAACAGUCAGAUUCGAAUGAAAAACCAUUACGAUAAAAAGGUCAGAAUUAGAACUUUCAAAGUAGGAGAUGAUGUACUUGUAUAUCGACCAGUUCCAGGAGCUCCAUUGAGAGAAAAAUUUAUGGGUCCGUAUAAAAUCACUAAAAGGGUCUCUAAAACAACUUAUGCAAUUGAAAAUCCAGACAAAAGGAAACCUAGCCAGUUAGUGCCCAUUAAUCUAAUAAAACCAUACCAAUCUGCAAAGAUUUCUCCACAGGUAGUUCACCUGUUAAGUAGAGAGAUUGAUCACUCCACUCAUAACUCAAGGAUAACUACUCCCAUCGAGACUUCUCUUAGCACGAAAAACCUAGUACCCGAGGCAGUUGAUAAUGAUAAACUUUUAGCUCCUCUUGAACCAGACGAAGAAGAAACUUUGGCUCAUAAUCAUAUUUUGUCAUGGAAAGAUGCUAGUAACUCACAGAUUCUUUCUUUACUUUCACAGUAUCUUGGUCAUCUUCCUAAGGUGGAAAGGGAAGAAUUAGAGGCUGUUCUGAAGUCUUAUCCUGCAAUAUGUUCAGACACUCCUGGUUGCUGUACCUUGGUGAAACAUGAUGUUGUGCUAGAACCAAACACCAAUCCCGUUCGUCAACCUUUUUAUCGGGUGUCCCAUCGUUUAUUACCAGCCUUGAAGGCUGAGGUUGAGUAUUUACUAAAACUAGAUUUGGCUGCACCAAGUAAGUCUCCCUGGGUAUCGCCUUGUAUUUUAGUCAAAAAGCCUAACAAUUCCUAUCGUAUGUGUACGGAUUAUAGAAAGGUUAAUUCUGUAACAGUCAAGGAUGCUUAUCCAUUACCUAGAAUUGCAGAUAUUAUUGACUCUGUGAGUAAUUCUAAAUACCUUACCCAGAUUGAUCUCUUGAAGGGUUAUUAUCAAAUUAAAUUAACAGAUAGGGCAAAAGAGAUAUCAGCCUUUAUAACACCUUUUGGUCUCUUUGAAUACAAAGUUUUGCCAUUUGGGAUGACUAAUGCUCCAGCUACAUUCCAAAGGAUGGUCCAUGAAGUUACACGUGGUUUGGAGGGUGUGUAUGUCUAUUUGGAUGACAUCGUAAUUGCUAGUAACUCCUGGGACGAACACCUCAAGAUCUUAAAAGAACUCUUCAAAAGACUCCUUAAAGCUAACCUCGUUAUUAAUUUAGCCAAGAGUUCAUUUGGUAAGGCAAAAGUUACAUACCUAGGACAUGUCAUUGGCAGUGGCUCCAUAUUACCCAAGGAUACUAAUGUAAAGGCUAUAACUUCAUUUCCCACUCCUAGUGAUAAAAAAGAACUCAAAACUUUCUUAGGUAUGGUGUCAUAUUAUUCAAAGUUUUGUCCUAAUUUUACCAUCAUAACUUCUCCUCUACAUGCCUUGACAUCUAGCAAAGUAAGGUUUCACUGGACACAGGAUCACGACAAGGCCUUCCAGCAGCUAAAGUUAUUCAUGACUUCAUCUCCUUUGUUGCAAGCUCCUAAUCUUGCUAAACCUUUUUUUUUAUACAGGUAGAGGCUUGUAAUACUGGAUUUGGUGGUGUCCUACUGCAAGAAAUCAAUGGGACCAGUACUUUUCCUCCUUUGUUGGAACACCUGCUGCCAGUAUCUUAUUACUCGGGAGCAUUCAAAGGCACUCAACUAAGAUGGCCUACCAUCAAAAAAGAAUUAUAUAGUCUUGUAGCAACAGUCCUUCAUUUUCGUCCAUAUCUGGAAGGUGCUGCACGCGUCGUCAUUUACACCGACCACAAACCCCUUACCUUCCUCGAAAGGGCCAAGCUUAACAACAAGAAACUUCUUCGAUGGUCAUACAUCUUGUCUUCCUACAACAUUGAGAUCCACAGCAUUCAAGGAUCAAACAACACCAUCGCC
Macrobrachium nipponense is the source of this 4634-nucleotide messenger RNA. RefSeq lists its product as uncharacterized. The coding region runs from base 1 to 4278 and encodes 1425 amino acids. NCBI's taxonomy places the organism in Eukaryota, Metazoa, Arthropoda, Malacostraca, Decapoda, Palaemonidae. The record is from RefSeq and is a predicted model, not a curated record. The transcript has a single exon. Gene Ontology annotation, biological process: DNA integration. Gene Ontology annotation, molecular function: zinc ion binding; nucleic acid binding.